Molecule: messenger RNA, 2265 nt
Organism: Aspergillus tanneri
Lineage: Eukaryota; Fungi; Ascomycota; Eurotiomycetes; Eurotiales; Aspergillaceae
Exons: 3
Coding region: 1-2265 (754 amino acids)
Molecular function (GO): long-chain-alcohol oxidase activity; flavin adenine dinucleotide binding
Source: RefSeq, a predicted model, not a curated record
AUGGCUGACCGGGCGAGUGAAGCGUACACGCCACUGGACGUGGCUAUUCCUCCCGUUCCCUCCAAGGAAAUCUUCUCGGACCUACAAUGGACUACCCUUUUGUCCAUCGCCGACACGAUAAUACCUGCCGUCCGCAGUCCCGCAGCGCCUGCCUCGUCGUCCACUAAAGUCAUUCCUCAAUCCCAGCUUAACGCUGCCAUCUCGGCACUGGCAACCACCAUCCAUGACCCCGAUGCAGUUGCGCUUGCGACGCGGUAUCUGGAAGAGUACCCGUCCGCCAAUCCCGCUUUCCGGGAGGGAAUCCAGCGCUUAUUUGGUAGCUACGUGCACGAAGAAGGGAGGAAUGGAAUGAGCUUUAUUUUGAAUGCACUGAAUUCCAAGGCAGGGGCACUAAUCCUAACUGGCUCAGUGACCCCGUUUCAAGAUCAGCCAUUUGAAUUCCGUGAAAAGGUCCUACGGGAUUGGGAAACCUCUAGGUUAAAGCCACUGCGUGCCACCUAUCGGGCUCUGACGGGCAUGGUCAAACGGGCAUGGACUACGUUCAGCCCGACCUUGUGCCCGGUUCUUGGCUUUCCCCGGGUUCCAGUGCACGGGAAGCCUGCAGAUAACUUCAAGUAUGAAUUUUUGCAGAUUCCACCCGGUGCUCAACCCGAGAUAAUUGAGACGGACGUUGUCGUAGUGGGAAGCGGCUGUGGUGGUAGCGUCGCGGCCAAGAAUCUGGCUGAAGCGGGUCAUAAAGUCUUGGUCGUAGAGAAGUCUUACCACCACUCGACGAGGCAUUUUCCCAUGGCUUUUAACGAGGGAUUUGUUAGCAUGUUCGAGGCUGCCGCUGCCGUGGGGACUGAUGAUGGCUCUAUGGGCAUCUUUGCGGGCUCGGUGUGGGGAGGCGGUGGUACUGUGAACUGGUCCGCAAGCCUGCAAACCCAAGGCUACGUUCGUCAAGAAUGGGCGAACCUUGGCCUUCCUUUCUUCACCUCAUUGGAGUUCCAGAAGAGCCUGGAUCGUGUCUGUGAGCGAAUGGGCGUCAGCUCGGAACACACCCAGCACAAUACGUCAAAUCGUGUUCUCCUUGAAGGAGCGCGGAAACUAGGAUACGCUGCGAGCCCUGUGCCUCAAAACACGGGAGGUGCUACACAUUACUGUGGACACUGUACGUUGGGAUGUCGCUCGGCAGAAAAGAAGGGUCCAACGGAGACCUUCCUGGUCGAUGCGGCCAAUGCAGGAGCCACGUUUGUGGAAGGAUUCCGCGUGGACAAAGUCCUCUACACGGAGACGAAAGGUGGAAGAGUCGCCUCCGGGGUGGAAGGAAUAUGGACUUCCCGGGAUGCACACCUAGGUCUCUCCGGUGUCGGUGCAACCAAGCGCAAGGUAAUCAUUAAAGCCAAGAAGGUGGUCGUCUCCUGUGGAAGUCUCCAAAGCCCUCUUCUCCUGUUGCGCAGUGGGAUCAAGAACCCCCAAGUGGGCCGAAAUCUCCGUCUUCAUCCAGUCGUCAUAGGGGGUGCUGUCUUUGACGAGGAGAUUCGGCCGUGGGAAGGAGGUGCUUUGACAGCCGUAGUCAAUGAAUUUGAAGAUCAGGACGGCCACGGCCAUGGUGUCAAAAUUGAAUGUCUAACGAUGAUUCCACCCGCAUUCCUCCCUGCUUUCCCCUGGAGGGAUGGGUUGGAUUACAAGCUGUGGGCAGCUAAGCUACCGCGUAUGACCGGCUUCAUCACGCUCACCAAGGACAAGGGUAGCGGUCGAGUGUACCCUGAUCCUGUCGAUGGGCGAUGCCGCGUCGACUAUACCGUUUCUGCCGUUGACCGCAAGCACAUAAUUGAAUCUCUAGUGGCCAGCGUGAAGAUUGCCUAUAUUUCAGGGGCGAAGGAAUUCCAUACUUCGUGCCGCGAGAUGCCACCCUUUAUUCGGCCCGCAGAGGCAGCCGAUCCAGAAGCAGCGGAGGGCACGAAUAAUGCCGCCCUUCAGGCAUGGAUCGCGGAAUUGCGUCGCAAGACACUCGAUCCGGAGCGGACACUGUUUGCGAGCGCUCACCAGAUGGGCAGUUGUCGCAUGGGACCAUCAUCCCGUUCCAGCGUCGUGGAUCCCAAUUGCCAGGUCUGGGGCACGCGUGGAUUGUACGUCGUGGACGCGUCUGUGUUCCCCAGUGCCAGUGGUGUGAAUCCCAUGGUGACCAACAUGGCGAUUGCGGAUUGGGCGAGUCAGAAUAUUGCCAAGUCUAUGGACAUGAGGGCUUCGAGAAGCGACGAGAGCCUGAUGGCACGGCUUUGA